Peromyscus eremicus (cactus mouse) is the source of this 3295-nucleotide messenger RNA. It is a transcript of the gene Ankfn1, whose product is annotated as ankyrin repeat and fibronectin type III domain containing 1. The record is from RefSeq and is a predicted model, not a curated record. Lineage: Eukaryota; Metazoa; Chordata; Mammalia; Rodentia; Cricetidae. Bases 16 to 3252 code for a protein of 1078 amino acids. Gene Ontology annotation, molecular function: protein binding. The transcript has 17 exons. Gene Ontology annotation, biological process: regulation of establishment of bipolar cell polarity; establishment of mitotic spindle orientation. Gene Ontology annotation, cellular component: spindle.
AACUGCCGCUCGAAAAUGACUCAACAAAUGCAGAACUUACAUCUUUCUCAGUCAAAAAAGCACAGCGCUCCAUCGUCUCCCAAUGCUGCUAAGCGCCUGUACAGGAACCUCUCGGAGAAGCUGAAGGGCAGUCACUCGUCCUUUGAUGAGUCCUAUUUUAAAACCAGAACGGACCGGCUGAGUCUCAGAAAGACCUCCGUGAAUUUCCAGGGUAAUGAAGCCAUGUUUGAGGCUGUUGAGCAGCAGGACCUAGAUGCUGUACAGCUCCUCCUCUACCAGUACACACCGGAAGAACUAGAUCUGAACACACCAAACAGCGAGGGACUGACGCCUUUGGACAUUGCCAUCAUGACCAACAAUGUGCCCAUUGCUCGGAUUCUUCUGAGGACAGGGGCCCGAGAAAGUCCACACUUCGUCAGCCGGGAAAGCCGAGCCAUGCACCUCAACACACUCGUCCAGGAGGCCCAGGACAGGGUGAGUGAGCUGUCGGCCCAGGUGGAGAACGAAGGCUUCACUCUGGACAACACCGAGAAGGAGAAGCAGCUGAAGGCGUGGGAGUGGAGGUACCGGCUCUACAGACGCAUGAAAACCGGCUUCGAGCACGCCAGACCCCCAGAGGUGCCAGCCAAUGCCUGUCUCAUGGUAACCAGCAGCACGUCACUCACUGUCAGCUUCCAGGAGCCCCUCAGUGUCAAUGCAGCUGUGGUGACAAGGUACAAAGUGGAAUGGAGCAAGUCUAAAGACUUUUCCCCUUUGGCUGGGGAGAUCCUCAUGGACAACCUGCAGACCCUGAGGUGCACCAUCACAGGCCUCGCCACGGGCCAACAGUAUUUUGUUCAAGUCUCAGCUUACAACAUGAAAGGAUGGGGACCAGCUCAGACCACAACGCCGGCAUGUGCCUCUCCCUCUAACUGGAAAGACUAUGACGACAGAGAACCCAGACACAAGGGACAGAGCGAAGUUCUGGAGAGCCUGCUGCAGCAGGUCCGAGCCCUUCAUCAGCAUUACAGCUGCCAGGAAAGUUCGAAAUUGCAAACCACGGGCCGCAAGCAGUCAGUGUCGAGGAGCCUGAAGCACCUGUUCCAUUCCUCCAACAAGUUUGUGAAGACCUUGAAACGAGGACUCUACAUAGCUGUUAUAUUUUAUUAUAAAGACAAUAUGUUAGUCACCAAUGAAGACCAAAUACCAAUUGUUGAAAUAGAUGACUCUCACAGCAGUUCUAUUACCCAAGAUUUUCUGUGGUUCACAAAGCUGUCUUGUAUGUGGGAAGACAUCAGGUGGCUGAGGCAGAGUGUGCCCAUCUCCAUGUCUUCAUCCACAGUGCUCCAAACUCGGCAGAAGAUGCUUGCUGCAACCGCCCAGCUACAGAAUUUACUUGGAACGCACAACUUGGGAAGACUUUACUAUGAGCCCAUUAAAGAUCGCCAUGGCAACAUCCUCAUAGUCACCAUCAGAGAAGUAGAGAUGCUUUAUUCCUUUUUUAAUGGCAAAUGGAUGCAGAUCUCAAAACUGCAAAGCCAGAGGAAGUCCCUGUCAACUCCCGAGGAGCCAACAGCCUUAGACAUUUUACUAAUAACCAUUCAGGAUAUUCUCUCCUAUCACAAAAGGAGUCAUCAGCGUCUCUCUCCUGGACUGUAUCUAGGUUACCUAAAGCUAUGUAGCUCUGUGGAUCAGAUCAAAGUGCUCGUAACCCAAAAGUUGCCCAACAUUCUCUGCCAUGUGAAGAUCCGUGAAAACAGUAACAUCUCCAAAGAGGAGUGGGAGUGGGUCCAGAAGCUUUCUGGCUCCGACUCUAUGGAAAGUGCGGAUCAUAAUGCAGACUGCCCCGUGCCAUUGUUCUUCUACGAGCUCCAGACGGCAGUGAAGGCUCUCCUGAAGCAGAUCAAUGUACCUCUGCACCAGGCACGGAACUUCCGCCUCUACACACAGGAGGUGUUGGAAAUGGGUCACAAUGUGUCCUUUCUUCUCCUGCUCCCUGCCUCAGACGACGUCUGUACAGCCCCAGGACAGAAUAAUCCUUACACCCCACACUCAGGGUUUCUUAACCUCCCUCUUCAGAUGUUUGAACUCGUUCAUUUUUGCAGCUACAGAGAGAAAUUUAUUAGCCUGUAUUGCCGUCUUUCUGCUGUUGUGGAGCUGGACGCCCUGAACACCCAACAGUCCCUGAGGGAAGCAAUCUCAGACAGCGAGGUUGCAGCUGCCAAACAAAGACACCAGCAAGUGUUAGACUUCAUUCAGCAAACAGAUGAAGUCUGGCGUGAAAUGAGGUGGAUCAUGGAUGCUCUACAGUAUGCAAGAUACAAGCAACCUGUCUCUGGCUUGCCCAUCACUAAGCUGAUAGACCCCUCCCACGAGCAGAAUCUAAAGAAGAUCAGUUCUACAUCAUCACACAUAGACUGUCUUCCAUCAACAUCUCCAUCCCCAGAGAUGCACAGAAGAAAGACAGUGAGUGAGUCACAGCCCUGCUCCGAUGAAGAAGGCUGCUCAGAAGUCUUCCUCCCCACCGACAGUGACUAUGACUCCAGUGAUGCCCUGAGCCCACGAGACCUGGACCUGGUUUACCUGUCAUCACAUGACAUCGCCCAGCAGGCCCUCAGUGGCCUCAGUGGCAGCGCCCCAGACGUCCUACAGGUGCACGACAUGAAGGCCUCCAUGGGGCCGGGCCAGGACCCUCCGGGCCCAGUGCAGGGCCCAGACACCGACCACUCAUGUGCAGAGUUUCUCCACAGCCUGACCCUCACAGGCUUGGCACCCAAGAACCACACCAAGAUGGUGCCAGGCACACGGCCGCCGCUGGGCUUCCUGGGAAAGAGGAAGCCAAGCAAGCACCAGCAGCACUACGGUGGCUUCAGCCGCCACCACCGCUGGCUGCGCAUGCACAGCGAGACACAGUCGCUGUCGCUCUCGGAAGGCGUCUACACGCAGCACCAGUCUAGGGCCUGUGGCUUGCCUCGAGAUCCUGGGGAAGCCGAGGGGCCUGGAGCUGUGGUGGAUGGGCCCCGGGGCCUGCCUCUGGCCCACGCGGCCAGCCUCCCAGAGGAACGGAGGAGCUGCCUCCAGGACCCCAGGCGCUCAGUGCACAGAGUCUAUGUGGAAGCCUACCCGGAUACACUCAUGGGCCAGGACACCAAACUGUGGACUGGGUUGAGUCCUACCCCUGCGGGCCGUACCAGCCUGCCAAGCCCCACUAGUUCAGAGAUGAGCCCAGACCCCACAUCCCCGGUUUCAGAAAUCCUAAGCAGUAUGCUUUAGAGUGGCCCAGGCCGGCUAUCUACUGUGCCCCCCACCCACCCAC